AUGGAGGUGGUGCCGGGGCAAGAGUUUGAUUUGCCGCUGGACGUGGGCGAUGCCGAGGUGAGCGCCGUGGCGUUUCAUCCCGACAAGCCCGUGGCCUACGUCGCCGCUGGCGAACACCUCUUCGCGUACGACCUGUACAGCGGCGCAUUGAGCGGCAGGGGGCGGGUCAAUCCGGGCAGUCGCAUCCAUGCGCUCGUUUCCUCGCCCGACUACCUCGUCGCCGCCACCGAACAAAAGCUCUCGUUCAAGAUGGACGCGAAGAAGCCCGUGACCGCGCUCGCUUGCGACCCCGGACAGCCGCAGAUCGCGGCGGCAUCGUCCGAUGGUGUCGUGCGGGUGUGGGACUACACCAGGCAGCGCAUUCACUUCCAAACUGACGACUUCAACACGAUCUCGCUGGCCAAGAAGAUUCCGCUGUCGCGUAUCAGCGCGCUCGAGUUCUUCCAGCAGCAGAUCGUCGCCGUCGGACAGAACGGUGUCGUCGUGCUGUGGAACCUCUCCCUGAAGGAGGCCAGCAAAGUUUCUGCCGGCUGCCGCAUCAUGAGGCACAUGCUGCCGGUCGUGGGCGCAGCGGCCCAUCACGCGCUGCCCUGCCUGCUCACGCUGAGCGCCAACGGCACGCUCUUCUCGUGGAAGCUCACCACCCACCCCGACAAGAAGAUCAGCAUCCACCCGGGCGGCUAUACGCAGGACUUCAACGCUGUGGUGACGGAGACGGAGAGGCGGGUGGACUAUGUGUCGAGCUUCGGCGACCGGUCGGACGCUCCGCAGCUGGAAGCCACUGGGCUCGUCGCGCAUCAGUCGCUGAACUACCUCGCCUUCACCUUCAACAAGUCGCCCAAGCCGGACGGAGUUCCUUCUUUGCAGGUGGGAACGCGCGUCUGCUUCUAUUCCCUCAUGCCUCGAUCGAAUCCGGCGAUGCUGCUGCCCCAGGCGGAGAGGGUGGAGGUGCAGUCGGACUUCUUCCACGAGGAGCGGUUCACGUUCGACUUCCCCGUCGACCGCUUCCACUUCGUCGAUCGCAACAAGGUCCAGUCCCACUCGCUGUUGGACGGGAACAACAUGCUCGAAGACGAGCUGCCGACGGUGCCGGAGGACGUCGGCACGACCCUCCACCCGACCCGCUUCCUCUACAGCCCCAUCCUGCGCCAGUUCCUCGUCUUCAGCGAACUCUACGACACCAUCGCCCUCAACAAGGACGAAGAUUCGUCGUUCGAUUCGAUUUCGAAUGUGAGGGAGCAGAAGAAGUCGCUGUUGUCGCUGAAGCUGAAGGAGGGCAAGGCGAACUCGAGCGGCAGCGUCGCCGGCGACGAAGGCGGCCCCGAGGACCCCGACAGCAAGGACGCCACCAACAACAACAAGAAGGAGAGGCACCACCACGCCAAGGAGAAGAAGAAGCUCAUGGCCAAGUUCCAGGUCCGCACCUACGCGCACCUGCCCGCCGCCUCGGUCUCCCAGAGGACCAAGUACCGCUACUGGCUGAGCGCCGACCACAAUUCGAGCGAAGGCAAGAACGCGCCGCGCGUGCUGCAGAAGGGCCGUGACGGUGUUUUCAUCGGCAGCCACCACCUCGAAUACGUCGUCAUCUCGGAGAGCGGCGAAAAGCUACAUGUGGCCUCCACCAACGCCCCGACGUCGUCGAAGGCCUCGCACAAGCUGAAGCUCGACCUCCCGCGCCCCAUGCUGCGCGUGUUCAAGACUCCCCUUGCGAGCGAGAGGGCGGUGCUGUAUUUCGACCCGACGGACAGCAAGGUGGUGUACUCGCUGAACGUGGCGACGGGAUCGACGGAGAUCACUGCAUUCCUGCCCUCGCCCGAGCGCCGCCAUAGCCUCAAGCUCUACCGCGGCGAAGUCCCCAUCGACGUGCUGUGGAAGCCGCAGGCGGCUUCGUCGCACACGCACCUGGCUGCGGUGGUCACGACCCACUUCAUUCGCCUGUUUUCCUCCGAUCUGAGGGGCAACAUCCGCGAGAUCUUCAAGUACGAGAAGCCCUACAAGGCCGGCCCGGCCUACUUCCAGAGCGGCUACUGGCUCGGCAGUUCGUUCCUAUUUUCGACGCCCACCGGCAUCUCGUAUCUGACCAUCGAGGGCAUCGUCAGGCCCCUCUGCUCUCUCGACGUGGCCGGCGCAGUGAUCACGGCGGUGAUGAACGACCGCAUCUUCUACGCGUGCCCGUAUCACGACCGCACCCAGAUCCGCUCGCAGCCCGUUGGCCUGCUCGAGCCGCUUCUCAUGGGCCAACUGUCGAUGGCGCCCUUCCUCCGUCUCUCGCCUCAUCACCUGAGGCCCCUCAUCGCGAGAAUUGUGGGCCGCUUUGACUGCAGGCGCGUCAGUCAGUUCCUCCUCGAGGAGCUCGACAGGAGGGGACUGCCUGACUUGGCGUUCGCGCUCGCCGAGAACUCGAUUCUGUUGGACGACAUCUACAAGUACGAGUUGGCGGUCAGGUCGCUCUCCUUCCACAAGGCGAUCAACCUCCUCUACAAGGCCUACAAGAACUCGCCUGAGUACCCGGCCCUGCCCGAGUCGUCGGAGCUGCGCGGCCGCUUCGUCCACCUGGCCGAGGUGGCGGUGGACUUCCAGCAGUACGAGAUCGCCAGACGCUGCUACGAAGUGCUCAACGACUACUACGCUCUGCUCCACAUCUACGCCAUCUGCAGGGAUGUGGAUGGCCUCAAGUCGCUCACUGUCAGCGACAUUCAAGACGCGCCCGUGGGUCUUGCCGAGCUGGCCCAGAUGUUAAUCGUUGUCGAGGCCCAGAACGCAGAGAAGCCGGCGGGAGUGUCCAACGCGACCUUCACGUCGCUCUACACGACCAGCCACUGGAACGCCCUCCAGGCCACCCAUCCCAUCAUGCGGGCACCUGCCUUGUUGCAAUCUUGA
Acanthamoeba castellanii str. Neff is the source of this 2880-nucleotide messenger RNA. Its product is annotated as WD domain, G-beta repeat-containing protein. Lineage: Eukaryota; Discosea; Longamoebia; Acanthamoebidae. The record is from RefSeq and is a predicted model, not a curated record. Gene Ontology annotation, cellular component: membrane coat. Gene Ontology annotation, biological process: intracellular protein transport; vesicle-mediated transport. The coding region runs from base 1 to 2880 and encodes 959 amino acids. Gene Ontology annotation, molecular function: protein binding; structural molecule activity. The transcript has 23 exons.